This is a messenger RNA of Hibiscus syriacus, 976 nucleotides long. Its product is annotated as C-factor. The record is from RefSeq and is a predicted model, not a curated record. The coding region runs from base 16 to 933 and encodes 305 amino acids. The transcript is spliced from 8 exons. Lineage: Eukaryota; Viridiplantae; Streptophyta; Magnoliopsida; Malvales; Malvaceae.
UCUGAGAUCUGUUAAAUGAAGCUUGAAAUUGCAAUCCCUUGCAUCGGGGUUUCAUUUAACUCAAAAAAUGAUGAGGUUUUUCCUUGGCACCCACCCACAAUUAAUGGCCAUUCCCAUGAGAUUCCAGGCUUUGCUUCCUUCGCUUCUGCCCUCAAAUGGGAAGGCGGGGUUUCCAUGGUUCAAGGUGCUUCUCGAGGAAUCGGUCUCGAAUUUGUUAGACAAUUGCUGGGAAAGAACAAAAAGGGGCAAGUUAUUGCCACGUGCCGUGAUCCUACUAAGGCAACAGGGCUUCUUGAAUUAAAAAAUCAGUUUUCUGAACGCCUUAAUAUUUUACCAUUGGAUGUGACGGUUGAAAGUACUAUAGAGGAGUCUGCAAGAUCUAUAACAGAAAGAUAUGGCUCUCUUAACCUUCUCAUUAAUGCAUCAGGCAUUCUUUCAAUACCCUGUGUAUUGCAACCAGAAACAACACUGAGCAAAGUACAAAAAUCAUCCAUGAUGCUUGCUUAUGAGGUUAAUGCUGUGGGUCCUAUUUUAGUUAUGAAGCAUAUGUGGCCUCUUCUGAAAGUUGGAGGAGGGUUUGGCACUGAAAGGGAUGUUGCAGUUGUGGCAAAUAUAAGUGCCAGAGUCAGUUCCAUUGGCGACAAUCGUUUAGGGGGCUGGCACUCUUAUCGAUCUUCAAAGGCUGCACUUAAUCAAUUGACCAGAACUAUUUCGGUUGAGUUUGGAAGGAAGAAAGAACCGGUUGCAUGCAUUCUUUUGCACCCAGGCACAGUGGAUACCGAUCUGUCAAAGCCAUUCCAAAGAAAUGUUCCAGCAGAAAAGCUUUUUACCAAAGAGUUCUCAGUGGAAAAGCUCUUGAACAUUAUUAACAACACAAAACAAGAAGACAAUGGCAAGUUCUUUGCUUGGGAUGGUCAGGAAAUCCCAUGGUGAUUUAGGAAUUUCAUUUUUCAUGUUCAUAAAUACACAUCAUCAU